AUGAAAAAUAAAUAAACUUAAAUUGCUUCUAUAAAUUGGAGAUGUAAUAAGUGCAAUAGAAAAUUUGAUCUUAUAUCUGGAUGUUGUGUUGUUAUUUCAUAGACUAUUAGUUAAAUAACCUGUCAUUCAUGUGUUAAGGUUUUAUAAAAAUAAUCUUAAGUAAAUGUUGAAUAGAUAAGUGAAAUUGUGUAAGAAUACCAGCAGAUAAAAGCAUUCUUCAUAUCAAAUAAUUUAGUUGAAUUAACUUCAAAUACAAUUUUUCUAAACAAACUUAAUAUUACAGAGCCAAUUAAAGUUUUACUUUAAAAUUCAAAAGAAUUUCAAUAAAACAACAGCUUAACUGAGGCAGAUUUAUAAACUUAUUGUAAGAAGAGAAUUCUUUUUAAACAGUUAUUUGAAGAUCAAAUACUAAUAUAAAAAAUUGAUAAUGCUUCCAUGAAUUUAUAAAGCAUUAUUAAAUAAUAUUUUUAUGAUGAAGCAUCAAUUCCUGUUCUUUGUAUUAAAAUUCCAAAAUGCUAAUAUCACAUAUUAUAUUCUAAGGUUUUAUCAAAUUAUUUCUUAAUCUUAAAAUACAAAACUGAAUCAGAAUAUAUGUCUACUCUCAAAAAUAAAGAGGUAUUAAAAUAAAUUAAGAAUCAAGGAUAUGAUCCAAUUAUUUUUAUUUCAAUUUAUGACUUGAGUAGUAAAGCAAAUAUCUAUGAGGAUAUUUUAAUUGAAUCUUUAGACUUAGAUUAUUUAAAUGAUGAUCUAAUUCAAUCUUAUUUACUAGAAUAAAGGAAUAUUAUUUAUGUCUGCGUAGAAGAUACUUAUUAUUAGAUAAAUUUAAAUCCUAGAUAAAACCCAAAAUUAAUUAAGAAAAAUGUAAGAUUUUAAGUGAUUGGAGACAACCUCAUUUAACUAGAAUUAAAUGGUUAUCUAAAAUUUAAUCCAGAUGAUAAUGAGAUAAUUUAGAAAUAGGGUAUAUUUACAAGUAAUCGGCCAAAUAAUGAAUUUUUCAUUUCCUAUAAUUCAAUUAUUAACUCAUUUAUCAAAUAUCAUUAAUCUCUUCAAAAUAAAAAUGAAAUAUUUGAAGUUAUACAUUUAAAUAAAUUAUAAUGUAUAAAAAGAAUUAUAUUUGCUAAUUAUGAAAAAUAUAACUACAAUAGCAUUUAUCAUAAUUAUUCAUUCACAUACAUAGUAAAAAAUAAUACUAUUGUACUAACACGUGAAUCUUCUAUAUGUAAAUCAUUUUUGAUACUUUUAAAUUUAAUAACUAAUAAAAUUAUUAGAAAAAUACCUAUUUCAUCUAAAAAAUGCAUUCACAAUUCUUAUCUUUUAAAAAAUUAGACAGUGAUAUGUUUAAAAUAUCAAUAAAAUCAAGUAGAAUUGUAUCAUAUUUCUACAGGAAGACAAAUCCUUCUAUUUGAGUAGUAUGAAAUAUAUCCAAUAAUGUAAGAUGAAUAACUUGCAAUAUCUAUAAAACAAGAUGAUAUAAAAAUAUUUGAAUUGGCCAAAUGA
Molecule: messenger RNA, 1497 nt
Organism: Paramecium pentaurelia
Lineage: Eukaryota; Ciliophora; Oligohymenophorea; Peniculida; Parameciidae
Source: the annotation of a GenBank genome assembly